GCCAUUAUACUAUCUGUCAAAUAUUUCAAAUUGAAGAAGUCGCUCGAUUGUUCAACAGAAAAUUGGAGGCAAUCUAUUGUAACUGCUUUAAUUUUAUCGACCUUAGUAUGGCUCAAAACAUCAAUCCUCAUUAUUCUUCGUCCUCUAAUCCCGAGAAACAGAACGAGGGCACGAUUAAACUGAAAGACAAUCACGCUGUAAGCAAAAGACUGCAGAAAGAGUUGAUGGAGCUGAUGAGAUGCGCUGACAAGGGCAUUUCGGCAUUUCCAGAGAGUGAAAACCUAUUUAAGUGGAUAGGCACCAUUAACGGCCCGCUGGAGACAGUUUACGCGGGACACAAGUACAAACUGUCCCUGGAGUUCCCCAACUCGUAUCCCUACGCUCCUCCCGUUGUGAAGUUUGUGACUCCGUGCUUUCACCCCAAUGUGGACACCUGUGGUUUGAUAUGUUUGGACAUUUUAAAAGACAAGUGGACAGCUUUGUAUGAUGUCCGCACAGUCCUACUCUCCAUCCAGAGCUUGCUAGCUGAGCCCAACACGCAGAGUCCGCUGAACCAGCAGGCUUCGUACCUGUGGCCCAACCAGCCCGCCUACAAGAAGUACCUAGAUGAAUUUUACAAUAAACACAAAGACUCAUAGUCGGGUCGGUAGUAAUGUUUGGUUGUUUGUGUCAAUAUGAUUCUCUGAUUGUGUUGUAUUUUGUGUUUGUGUCGAGUUUGUGCUGAUAUUUUGUGUCUGCGCUGUGAAGUUGGGAUUUUGGCAAGCUAAUCUUUCACUCUGGUUAUAGGAUAUUUGUUUUCAUUAUUCUUUGUCUUUAAUUUAUAAUUUUUCAAUUAAGAUAAUGAUUAUAUUGUAAUAAAUAACUAUUCCGCCUGAAUUAUGUUUUCUGUUUCUAUAAAUUAUUUUUUAGGUUUUUGGCUUGUCAAUGUUCACUUCAUUGGUUUGUGAAAUUGGUAUGAAAGAUUAUGUAUAAAUAAAUAAAAGAUCACUGACAAAUAUAAUUCUUUAGUGCAAUUCAAA
Plutella xylostella (diamondback moth) is the source of this 1019-nucleotide messenger RNA. RefSeq names its product ubiquitin conjugating enzyme vih (gene vih). Lineage: Eukaryota; Metazoa; Arthropoda; Insecta; Lepidoptera; Plutellidae. The record is from RefSeq and is a predicted model, not a curated record.